Molecule: messenger RNA, 978 nt
Organism: Trichobilharzia szidati
Lineage: Eukaryota; Metazoa; Platyhelminthes; Trematoda; Strigeidida; Schistosomatidae
Source: the annotation of a GenBank genome assembly
GUAAAAAUGCUUUAAAUAAACUAUGCAUACACACAAAUAUAAAUAAGCACACAAACACACACACACAUACAUAUGGAAAACAUACUUGACCAAUUUCGUGCAAUCUGAUUAACCAAUAUUGUGAUGGAAACACUUGUAAAUAAAUAGAUAUAAACUCUUCACUCUCUACCUGAUAACCUUUUACACGAAAUCAACAGAAAGAUUUCCUAAAUGUUUGUUAGUUAUCUUGACGAUUCUUCAUACUGCAAAAAUUGCACUACGAUUGAUGAUAAUAAAAGUUAUACAAGUGGUAAAGCCAAAGAAUUAUUUCGUUAUCUAAAGAAAAUCAUUUCUUAUAUUAAAACAAAACAUAACAUUGAACAACUGGAUAACACUUUCCUAGGUCUUUCAUGGACUAAAUUAAAUUCAUCAUAUGACAGGCUGAGGAAAUCACUGAAUAGCAGUGUGAUCAUUAUGAAUACUUUUCUGGUGUCAGUGAUACUGAGUAAAAUUAACCAUAAUUCACUAACUGAAACGGAUUGUCAUAACAAGAAUGAGAAUGUCGAAAACUUAAAAUCUGUAAAAUACCCCACAAUUGUUGUUGACAACAAGUGUUAUACAGCAGUGAACAUGAAAAAACACUCCGUACUCCAUAAAUUGAUUCAUAUUGUACUAAUAAGCAUGUUGUUCAAUGAAUCUCUUAUAAGCGUCAGUAAAAAUCUUUGCAUAGAUGCUAUGCGUCUACCCGAACCAGAAUUCGAUUUGUCGCCUACAUCAUCAUCUGAGUCAGAUUCUCAACGAGUACCUCCACUGUGGAUUGAUCCACCAGUAGUGAAAUUUAUUAAAACUCAGAAGGACGAUUUAGGCGAAACACUUCAAUCAGAAAAAAAGAUAAGACAGAGAGUAUCAUCAAUAUUUCAAGAUAAACAGGCUAUACAGAAUUUGUUGAGAGAAAUGAAUGCGUAUUACUUAACUUAUGGAAGACCAAGGUACGGAUAG